ACAGUUCAAUUGACAUAAACAAAAUUACUUGUUUGUAAAACGAAAAAGCGUGUGAUUGCUUCAAAACUUACCUAUUUCAGCGGUAGUUUGCCAAUAUAUCUCGAAAUUAAAUAAACAAAGAAGCUAGGAAAAUUUUAAAUUUACAUGAUAAUUAAUUGCCAAAAACAAAUAAAUUAAUGAAGUUCCGAUUACUCUCUAUAUAUUUAAUUGUAUAUUAUUGCAAUCCCGCUAUUGCAAAUCUGUCUAGGGAUGAUGCCAUUCGACCUCAAGUGACAUUUGUAGAUCCGGGAACAAUAGUGGACUAUCAGCCAAAGUCACGUCAUAGAGGCUUUUUCGAUAAUGACAUGCGUAUCUAUUGUUAUCGUGGAUCUCCCAAAGAGUUGAUUCGUUUUUUUGAAAAUGUGGAGCUUCAAUUGGAAAUAGAUAGCGACGAUUACACACAAUAUGAAGGCGCAACGCCUACCGAGGUUCGGCAGCAUUUCGAAGAACGUCGGUCGUUAUUUAGCUUCAAUUUAUUCACUCAAAAACGCACGCGGCUGAAUCUAUCUCCGUUCAAGCAACAGUGUAUUGGCAUCGACACUGUAUUACCUUAUCGUGUUCGCCUACUGCAAUUUCGAUUUGAGUAUUUCCGGAUUAUCCAGUUUGUUUUGGGUGUUUGGUUAUUGGUUUGCGCUGGAAGGCUAAGCCAAAACUCGCUGUUUUUUUACCUUACGGGUGUUGUUUUGGGCAUAUGUUCUUCCUUAAUGCUUAUUAUUUGGCUAUCUAGCAAGUUAAUGCCCAGGCGUCCUAUGAUGUAUGGAAUUCUAAUUGGUGGGUGGACACUUGGCGUUUACAUUAUUCAGCGACUAUGGGAGAACCUACAUUUAAUAUUUCAAAUGUAUCGCGCAUAUGUGCUCUGGUAUAUAUUUAUUACGGGAUUAUUGUCAUUAUUUUUUUGCUACCGAAUUGGGCCUCCUACAAACCAACGCUCGAAAAAUAUAGUAAAAUGGGUUUUGCAAAUAAUUGCAAUAACUUUAAUUUAUCUCUCAAGCCAAUAUGAAGAAGCAAGUGCGAUCGUAGGGAUUACCACUGCCGUUGUGUACUAUUUUCCUUAUUACAUUUUACACAACCUCCUAAAAAUUUACAGACGAUUCUUUCCACCCAAAAGACGUUUACUUACCAGUGAAGAAUUUUAUGAUCAGGGCAUUAUAGAAACUACAAAGGCACUGAACGAAUUGCGAGUUUAUGCAAGUAGCCCUGAUUGCAAGCAAUGGAAGAUCGUAUCCAAACUGAGUGAUCCUCUGCGUUUUGCGUCUUUUGUUGAAGGUGAUUCUCACCUUCAAGAGGAAGAAAUAUCAAAUUUUGAAAGUUUUAUGCAAGCGAAUGAAUUCGACGACUCCGAUCUAAGUGCAAAUGGGGACGAAAAAUUUGUCGAAGAAAAUCAAAACACAAAUUUACUCUACCACCAUUAUGAAAAUGGACAGAACCAAAUUUCAAAAGCGAAAAAAAAUAUUGCUUAUGAAGAAAUGAGUGAAGAAGAGUGUGACAGCGAUGACAGUAUUGGCAAUAAAGAGAUUAAUGCCCAAAAAACAAGUGAUGGCUUUAGUAAUACACAUAUUAAGAAAAAGAUGAAUCGUGUGGGAACGGGCGUGCGACAUUUUUACUCUGAUGACUUAAGGCAGACAUAUAAUUCACGUGCACGAAAAGAGCAAGAAAGGCUUGAUGGCCUGCAACAAGCACACUUAAACACAAAAGCUUCAAGUUCCAACAGUCAGCAUUCAACCAUUAAUAAUAAAAAAGGCAUAAAAUUAUAUGGAAGAGGAGCCAAUCAUAGUUAUACAUACAGCGAUCCAUUUGCAGAUGGCGGUUCUGAAAGUGAUUAUUAACAUGUUCGGAGGUAAUCCGUUAUUCGAUAAGACUCAGUAUGGAAUGUUUACCACCUCAUUAUUCUUAAUACUUCUUAUACAUUACUAUUAUAAUCGUAUAUGCCAUACAUGCCUCAUUAAAAGAACAUUUAUACAUAUA
Molecule: messenger RNA, 2004 nt
Organism: Anastrepha ludens (Mexican fruit fly)
Lineage: Eukaryota; Metazoa; Arthropoda; Insecta; Diptera; Tephritidae
Gene: Nemp
Product: nuclear envelope integral membrane protein
Exons: 4
Coding region: 177-1865 (562 amino acids)
Cellular component (GO): nuclear envelope
Source: RefSeq, a predicted model, not a curated record